GAGCAUAUGAGAGAGAGAAAGAGAGAGACAGAGCGCUGACUCCUCCUCGUUCUCCGGUGUCAAAGUUGACAUCAGCCCUGGAGCCGAGUUGAACAGGAGCCUCGUGCGUGAACCGGAGAGCGAGCUCACAUCUUUCAGUGGCGAAUGCUGCACGGAGUUAUGUACCUCGCGCUGCCUUGCCCUCUGAACUGCCUGCCGUCAUGGAUUGCAACCCGCGCGCGAAACCAAUACUACUUUUUAUUUUACUGUUCAUCUUGUCGUUUAUCCGCUCAGCACUUCUGAUCAUCCACCCGUCCAAUGAAGUGAACCUGUUGGACUCCAAAGCCAGCCAGGGGGAGCUGGGAUGGAUCUCCUACCCAUCACAUGGGUGGGAGGAGAUCAGCGGAGUAGACGAGCACUACACUCCCAUCAGGACCUUCCAGGUGUGUAACGUGAUGGAGUACAGUCAGAACAACUGGCUGAGGACCAACUGGAUCCCCCGGCAGUCGGCCCAGAAGAUCUACGUGGAGCUAAAGUUCACCCUGAGAGACUGUAACUCCAUCCCCCUGGUCCUGGGGACCUGCAAGGAGACCUUCAACCUGCUGUACAUGGAGACAGACGAGGACCAGGGCAGUCACUUCAGAGAACACCAGUUCUCUAAGAUCGACACCAUCGCUGCAGACGAGAGCUUCACCCAGAUGGACCUGGGGGACCGCAUUCUGAAGCUCAACACGGAGGUCCGGGAGGUGGGGCCUGUUACGAAGAAGGGCUUCUACCUGGCGUUCCAGGACGUGGGGGCGUGUGUGGCCCUGGUGUCAGUCAGGGUCUACUUUAAGAAGUGCCCAUUCAUUGUGAGGAACUUGGCCUCCUUCCCUGAAACCGUGCCAAUGGACUCUCAGUCAUUGGUGGAGGUGAAGGGCUUGUGUGUCAAUCACUCCAAGGAGGAGGAGCCACCGCGUAUGUACUGUAGUACAGAGGGGGAGUGGCUAGUGCCCAUAGGGAAGUGUCUGUGUAACGUUGGCUAUGAGGACAGAGGGAGCUCCUGCCAAGCAUGCAGAGCAGGGUUCUAUAAGUCUCUGCUGGGUAACGUCCAGUGUUCUAAGUGUCCACCCCACAGCUUCACCCAUCAUGAGGGAGCUCUACACUGUGGCUGUGAGAAAAACUACUUCCGUGCUGAUGGAGACCCGCCAUCUAUGGCCUGCACACGUCCUCCCUCCGCUCCUCGUAACGUGAUCUCAGUCAUCAAUGAGACCUCAGUGAUUCUGGACUGGUCCUGGCCGGAGGACACGGGAGGUCGUAAGGACGUUACCUUCACCGUGCUGUGUAAGCGCUGCAGGCAGGGCCAGAGGGUGUGUGAGGCGUGUCGCAGUAAUGUGCGAUUCCUCCCCCGUGCUGCAGGCCUGCAGAACACUACCGUAACCGUGGGAGACCUGCUGGCUCACACCAACUACACCUUCGAGAUCGAAGCUCAAAAUGGAGUGUCCCAGUUAGCCCCAACAAUGAGGCAAUAUGCUGCUGUGACCAUCACUACCAACCAAGCAGCCCCUUCUCCAGUGACUGUGAUCAGGAAGGACCGUACGUCUCGUAACAGCAUCUCUCUGUCCUGGCUGGAACCAGAGAGACCCAACGGCAUCAUACUGGACUACGAGGUCAAAUACUACCAGAAGCAGGAGCAGGAGACCAGCUAUACCAUCCUGCGCUCUAAGGGUUGUAACGUGACGUUGGGCGGUCUAAAGGCAGACACCUCCUACCUGCUCCAGAUCAGGGCCAGGACUGCAGCAGGCUACGGAGCCAGCAGCAGGAGCUUUGAGUUUGAGACAAGCCCUGACUCGUUCUCUAUCUCCAGUGAGAGUAGUCAGGUGGUGUUGAUAGCCAUCUCUUCCUCUGUAGCCAUUAUUUUGCUCUCCAUCCUCCUCUACGUGGUGAUUGGCAGGUUCUGUGGCUACAGCAAGUCUAAACAGCCUGAUGAAAAGAGACUGCACUUUGGCAACGGUCACCUGCGUCUGCCAGGAAUAAGGACCUACGUAGACCCUCACACCUAUGAAGACCCCAGUCAGGCCGUCCAUGAGUUUGCCAAGGAGCUGGAUGCUUCCUGUAUCGCCAUCGACAAGGUGGUGGGAGCAGGUGAGUUUGGGGAGGUGUGCAGUGGUCGUCUGCGUCUGCCCAGUAAGAAGGAGAUCUGUGUGGCAAUCAAGACGCUGAAGGCAGGAUACACCGACAAACAGAGGCGGGAUUUCCUGUCCGAGGCGUCAAUCAUGGGACAGUUUGACCAUCCAAACAUCAUCAGGCUGGAGGGAGUGGUCACCAGGAGUAAACCUGUGAUGAUAGUGACUGAAUACAUGGAAAAUGGAUCCUUGGACAGCUUUCUGAAAAAACAUGAUGCCCAGUUUACUGGUAUCCAGUUGGUGGGCAUGCUGCGUGGCAUCGCGUCAGGCAUGAGGUACCUGUCUGACAUGGGUUACGUCCACAGGGACCUGGCCGCUCGUAAUAUCCUGGUGAACAGCAACCUGGUGUGUAAGGUGUCUGACUUCGGCCUGUCCAGAGUGCUGGAGGACGACCCCGAGGCAGCUUACACCACACGGGGAGGUAAGAUCCCUAUCAGGUGGACAGCUCCAGAGGCCAUCUCCUACAGGAAGUUCACCUCGGCCAGCGAUGCCUGGAGCUACGGUAUCGUGCUCUGGGAAGUGAUGUCAUACGGGGAGCGGCCUUACUGGGAGAUGUCCAAUCAGGACGUGAUCAAGGCGGUGGAUGAAGGCUACAGACUGCCUCCUCCUAUGGACUGUCCUGCAGCUCUGUACCAGCUGAUGUUGGACUGCUGGCAGAAGGAGAGGAACAACAGACCCAAGUUUGAACAGAUCGUCAGCAUCCUGGAUAAACUCAUACGCAACCCUGGGAGCCUGAAGAUCACAGCCAACACCUCAUCCAGGCCAGCCAACCUGCUUCUGGACAGGAGUAGUUCUGAGGUGGUUCCAUCGUUGGACACCAUGGGGGAUUGGCUGGACAGCGUGAGGACUCUGCCCUGUAAGGAGGCCUUCUCUGGUGUCAGCUAUAACUCCUGUGACACCCUGCCCAAGACCUCCGCAGAAAUCUGUCUGACAGAGGUCCAGCACCACGUCACAGCAGCCACCUGCCCAGAGUGGGAGCCUUCAAUGGGGAUCACCACCCUCUAACCCCCUCUCCUCUCCAUCCCCUACUCCAGAGACACCGGAUGGGACCUAAAGAAGGUUGGUGUGACUAUCGUCGGCCCUCAGAAGAACAUUGUGAGCAGCAUCAAAGCACUAGAGAGCCACAGUAAGAAUGGCCCUGUCCCAGUCUAACCCAACCAAGCCACUAGAGAUCCACAGAUUGGCUGACUGGCUGCCCUCUGGCCCCCGUUCCAAUCUGAAUGAAGCCAUUCUGGGUCCCGUUCCAUUCUGAAUGAAGCCCAUCCGGGCCCCGUUCCAUUCUAAAUGAAGACCCUCUGGACCCCGUUCCAUUCGGAAUUAAGCCCUUCUCUGCCCCGUUUCAUUCUGAAUUAAAGUGUCUACUUUUCAGUUCCUCCCUCCACGUCUGUGGACGUUUCAAUUAGGUUCAUUCCACGAGGGAGCCCUCCCCUGUCGAGGUGUAGUGAUAGGGAAUGAAGGAGGGGGAGGACAGGCUCAUAGCACUUAGAACAGCCCUCUGAUCUCUGUAACAUGCAGGAGGAAGUCCCAAACUAAAGGAGGAAGUAGACAUUAGAAAAGUGGUGCAGCGGAGGACAACAGCUCUGAGGUUUGAUGAUGUCACCAUGAUAUCAUGCCCUUACCCUGAAUCCAGGGCAAGCAGUCAGACCGACAGACAGACCAACCCUUCGACACUCCGCACCAUUGCUGAGAUGCCUUACUGAGAACACAGGAAAGAGGGAGAUAACCUGGCCUUGGACCUUAAGGGCAUGAGGAUAAAGGGCUGGAGCUGGGAUUGGAGAACCUGGGACAGCAGGGCCCUGUGUGUGACUUUUCGUGGAAAGGGGCUUGUUGAGAACUGAACCAGUCGUGAUCUGAUCCUGUGGAUUUGACUGACAGUUUUUAAACUCUGGAGAGGAAAACUUUAAAUGCCUUGAGUAGAAUAACGCAGACAGCAGCAGCAAUCCACAUCAACCUGGAGCAGACGAAGCACACCUGGAGACUCCCACCACUGAAGACCUCCCUCUCUCUCACAGAGAAGGACUGAUACUACUCUGUGUGUGUGUGUGUGUGUGUGUGUGUGUGUGUGUGUGUGUGUGUGUGUGUGUGUGUGCGUGCGUGCGUGCGUGCGUGCGUGCGUGCGUGCGUGUGUGUGUGUAUCCACCCAUGUCUCUGCAUGUGAGUGUGAAGGUAUACUCAAGAGAAAAUCAGCUUGAGAAGGAAGCCAAACCAUCUGAUGGGCACCCAGACUAGAAUAAGCCAUUUAUCCCAUAGCUAUAGACUAAUGUCUGCAAACAGUCAAUGUCAAACAGAGAGCAAUAAUCAUAACAAUCAGUUUAUCAGUUUGAUCAACCUGAAGUCAUGAGUCUCAGACCUG
Molecule: messenger RNA, 4497 nt
Organism: Oncorhynchus gorbuscha (pink salmon)
Lineage: Eukaryota; Metazoa; Chordata; Actinopteri; Salmoniformes; Salmonidae
Gene: epha3
Product: eph receptor A3
Exons: 18
Coding region: 201-3149 (982 amino acids)
Biological process (GO): protein phosphorylation; cell surface receptor protein tyrosine kinase signaling pathway; axon guidance
Cellular component (GO): plasma membrane; neuron projection
Molecular function (GO): ATP binding; transmembrane-ephrin receptor activity; protein binding
Source: RefSeq, a predicted model, not a curated record